Messenger RNA from Schistocerca cancellata (South American locust), 608 nucleotides. RefSeq lists its product as uncharacterized. Gene Ontology annotation, cellular component: nucleus; transcription regulator complex. The coding region runs from base 63 to 608 and encodes 181 amino acids. Gene Ontology annotation, biological process: regulation of transcription by RNA polymerase II. The record is from RefSeq and is a predicted model, not a curated record. Lineage: Eukaryota; Metazoa; Arthropoda; Insecta; Orthoptera; Acrididae. The transcript is spliced from 2 exons.
GAAAGCCAUUCGUUCCAGUUGCAGUCAGGCAGUAGCAGGUCAACAUCAUUGUUCUUUGUUACAUGCUUCAUACUGCUCUUGUCAUCAUGGAUGUGGAGCAACUUAUAAAUGAAGUUAAGCUGCGCCCAGCUAUUUGGGACCAGAGACUGGGCGAAUACCACAAUCGUGACGUAAUUUCCAGUUUAUGGAAUGAAGUGGCACAGGAGUGCUGUUCAGAUGUUAAAACGGCGAAAUCUAAAUGGAAACAUCUGAGAGACAAUUACAGAGCAGAACUUAAGAAACUUGGUAACGUUAGAUCAGGUGACCCAGGAAAAAGCCCACAGAAACGCAAUACCACUUGGCCUUGGUUCCAACACAUGCAUUUCCUAAGGGAUAUUUUAAUUCCAAGAGCAAUGCAGAGUUCGCUGUCAUCAGAAACGGAACCAGAAAGUCAAUCUCAACUAUCUCCAGAAUUUUCGUCUAACGACCACUCUAGUCCACAAGAUGAACGAGAUCAGUCUGAUAUAUCAUCAUUAGUGGCAGUUGAUGAAACGUCGCCACUGGCAAGCACAGUAUCACAAAGGAAAAAAAGAGAAGUAGUGGGCCAAAUAUUGAAGAAGAAUUUUUAA